UGUCCCCCUUCCAUUUCCAUUACAUGCAACUAUGUCUUUCAAUGGUUUCGGUAUCACAGUCAAACUUUUUUCUGAAAGAAUAAGAGACCCACAGCCGUGGAUUAGACUUUUCCUUGAUCUGUUACAUUCCACAAUCUACAUUUUGCUCUGAGUCUCCGGCAUACUUAUGCGGAUGUCUGUUUUCAAGUCCAACAGCAACUUACCUUUGCAUUCUUGUAUUACUAGUCUCUGAAUUGAAAUACAAGUAUGGUUUUAAGGUAUGAACAAAAAAGAAGUGUUCAAGAGUGUUGCUGAUAUGAAACAACAUUUGCUUGUUCCCUUGAGCAUCAAAUAAUUAGGUAACAAGAAUGCUAGAAGUGUAUGCAACUUGGAAGUGCGUAAUUUGUUAAACUUGAAAGUACUAGCAUCCUUUAAUUUGGAGAAGUACAGUACAUACUCUGAUGUUCUUUUUUGUUUGCUAGUUAUUCUAUCAUUUUUGACUUACAAAUGGCACAGGCAUUCUUUGCUUAUGGUUGUUCAGCUUAUUGCCUCUUACUUUGUUUUUAGGCUCUGUUUGUGGAGUUGACCAGAAAAGCUGCUAGUCUAGCAAGUGAGAAUGAGAAUCUGAAGAGGGAGAAGGUGGCGGCUUUGGAAGAAUAUGAUUCUUUGAAGAGAACAAAUAAAUGCUUAAAAGCACGGAUGGCGGAGACAGUUAAGGCAGGAGUAGAGGAAACUCGGGUUGAUUCAAAGCCAGCCAAUGUCAAGAUACCUACUUCCUCAUAUGCCAAUUGCCCAUAUCUCGUCUUCAGUCAACCCCCAUUCUCACCAUUUCCCUGGCCUCAUAUCAUUCCAUCUUCAAAUCCAGUUCAAUUGAACAGUCUCUCUCAAAAUGCCAUUUUUGUGCCAUCGGAAGUCCCCAUGCCAUCCAUAGCCAAACCUGACGUAUGUCAUGAACCAGAAAAUCCGAUGAAGGUUAACGGUCAAGGAACUCCCUUCUGUGUUGUGCCAUACCCUUGGUUCUUCCCUAUUCCUGAUCAUGGGGAUGGACUCAACCUUCGGCCUUCCAUUGACCUGAAUAAUGAACAAACUGGAAAUUCCAACGAUAACCUGUGUAGUGCUAGUCCAUCUUCCAACAUUAUUGUACAUGAAGAGAAGAAUCCCGUACAAGCUAAACCAGAAGCUUCUAGUAAAAAGAAUGAUGGUGCUGCUGAAGCAGCAGAAGCCAGGAGGAAAAGGAAGGAACUCAUAAAGCUAAAGCGUUUGCAUUGCCUCUAGAACUUUCACAAGUUAUUGAGCUUUUCAGGCCAGGAUUUGGAUGGUGAACUAGGUUCUUCCCGAGGUGUUGCCUGUGAUUGGCAUUUGCAAAGGCAGAGGACUGAGAACUCCAUUGUUAAGUUCUUAACCAUGGAGGGUUUGACAGAAUGAGGGACCGGUUUUGUAAUUAAGGUUUGUUUAUCUACUGUAACGUUCUCUUGCUGUUCCACCCCUUUUCACUUUCUCGUAGGACGCUUUAGGUAUAGCUGGUUAGUAGAAGUCUUGCUAGAGUGUAUAAUAUUGCUUGCUUGGCAAAAUCAGAGUUUUGAGAGUCAUAGGAACUAUACUUCGAUUGUGAGUGUUCUUUUUUUCUCUGAGUUGUUCACAACUUUGUAACAAAGGGUGUCAGUAUUUUUUUUUACCCAAGUAUUGUGACAUUUCAAGUUUUGUAAUGCUUUGAUUUUGGGGAAGGGUGGC
Messenger RNA from Rhododendron vialii, 1710 nucleotides. RefSeq lists its product as uncharacterized. The transcript is spliced from 3 exons. The record is from RefSeq and is a predicted model, not a curated record. Lineage: Eukaryota; Viridiplantae; Streptophyta; Magnoliopsida; Ericales; Ericaceae. The coding region runs from base 679 to 1254 and encodes 191 amino acids.